AUGGCUUCCGAAUUCAUCGGUUACGAUGUCCUCGUGACCCUGAAGCAGCCGGUCGGCGGGAAGCUAAAGGGCCAGGUUGCUAAUGUGGUCGGGCAAAAUUUACUGCUAAACAAUGUCACUCUGUGGAAUGGUCAACAGCUCCCCACCUUUUCGGUGGAUGCCACUAUGAUCGAUGAUCUCUCUCUGCUGCAAGUCACAGACCAAACUGCUAUGCAGCGACAGGGAUCGGCGCAGACGGUUACAACUAUUCCACCUGCUCAAGUUCAACCUCCCCUUCCACAACCUACCUUUGUCGAUCCGGCUAUUCUCAGCUACGCUAAGCCCCCUUCCAACCUUAUCAAUCAAUCCAGUCAACUCAAUGUGGGCAUUCACGGCACAGAUCGACCCACUGCCUCAGCCACUGCAUCUCUGUCGGAGCCAUUUAGCAAUCUUGAACUGAAUGCCGAAUCAAAGAAUGACAGUCUCCAGAGUGGCCCGCAGGAUGUCGAAUUUCAGGCUGCGCAAAACUUGACCCCUGCAAAGCAAAACGCACGACGUAACAGACAUGGUAAUGAGGGCAAUUUUGUGCCUAAGCAUGGCGUUACUGCAAGCACCAACCCAAAGAGCAAGGGCUGGCGUCAGACUGCCUUCGUGGAGCCCAUGGGUUCCGCGGCCCAGAGAUCGCCCGAACACCAGGCGCGCCAGCCCACUAAGUUCCGCAAGAAGAAGACACGUCAGUCAUACGCCGAUGAUGCUAGCGGUUGGGCCACGGAAGAUGCAACCGAUAUUCAAGAGCUGGGCGAAUUCGACUUCCAAAGCAAUCUCUCGAAGUUUGACAAACGCCGAGUGUUCGAGGAGAUCAGGAAUGACGAUACCACCGCUGAUGAGGCCCGCCUGGUGAGCUUCAAUCGCCUUCCGAAGCCUGGAACUAAUGGUGGCAAGAAUCUUCACUGGACCGAGAAUGUCCUGGAUAGCCCCCAGAAUAGCGAUACCGGCGAUGAUCUUGAGCAUGUUAGCGAUGCCAGACACAGCAGUGAAAACAUCUCCGGACGUGAGAGAUCUCGGGCAUCUGCGCGCAUUCAGUCAUCUCGCAAGGGUAGCACUAUCAUCGGACAACCUGUGAUGCCCCAGAUCAAUGUACUUGGUCGCAGCCAGUUGAACAUUUCUCGCACUACAAGCCCUCAUCCGGGCCGCUCCUCUGUGUCUCCCAUGGUGAGUGCCAAUGCCGCAGGCGCAUCCUUGCGAUUGACGACCACGAACCGUAGCUGCCCAACUGUCAGUCCACUGCAAACUCUCGAAGUCGAACAAAUCGCAGUCACGGAGUUUGGUUUGAUCGAGGAGGUCAUCACGGAGAAUGCUGGUCGUGGAAUUGCCGAGGCGGCGGUUUCUAUGUUAACUAGUGAUGCUGCUGCGCCAAACAUCCUCCUCAUUACGGGUAAUCAUCGCACAGGCGCAAGAGCCAUCUCUGCUGCUCGUCAUCUGCGUAACCGUGGCCACCGGGUCACCGUUUGUCUUCUCGGUCAAGAGACCGAGUUACUGGAGAACUGCCGCAAACAAUUGGACAUCUUUCGCAAGAUUGGUGGUCGUGCACUGAAGUGGGAGGACGUCUCGACUCGUCUGUCCACCUCUGAUCUCUCCCCUGAUCUGGUGAUCGACGCCCUGUUUGGCAUGCAUCUUGCAUUCGACGACCUUCGAACUGAUGACCAGGGGGUCGCUUUUGAAAUGAUUUCUUGGGUUAAUCGAAGCAACAAGGAGAUUCUCUCGGUUGACAUCCCAUCUGGCAUGUCAGCUUCAACUGGUGAUAUUACCACAGUUGAUGGUGGUCGACUCUGCGUCAAUAGCUCCUCGGUUGUCUGCCUCGGCGCACCCAAGACUGGAGUUCUCAAUGCUCUUCUAUCUGGUGAGGGCCUUUCGUGGAGUGUGACUGUUGCCGACAUCGGUAUUCCACAGAUCGUGUGGCGAAAGUACGGCACUCGUCGUCGACACGGUAUUGAUUUCGGCAAUCGUUGGCUAGUUCCACUGCGUUACCAGCCACCCAUUGCUUGA
This is a messenger RNA of Penicillium malachiteum, 2025 nucleotides long. Its product is annotated as mRNA decapping enhancer EDC3. Gene Ontology annotation, biological process: P-body assembly; deadenylation-independent decapping of nuclear-transcribed mRNA. Bases 1 to 2025 code for a protein of 674 amino acids. Gene Ontology annotation, cellular component: P-body. The record is from RefSeq and is a predicted model, not a curated record. The transcript is spliced from 3 exons. Gene Ontology annotation, molecular function: mRNA binding. Lineage: Eukaryota; Fungi; Ascomycota; Eurotiomycetes; Eurotiales; Aspergillaceae.